Raphanus sativus (radish) is the source of this 1805-nucleotide messenger RNA. RefSeq names its product protein ALP1-like. The transcript has a single exon. The record is from RefSeq and is a predicted model, not a curated record. Bases 126 to 1616 code for a protein of 496 amino acids. Lineage: Eukaryota; Viridiplantae; Streptophyta; Magnoliopsida; Brassicales; Brassicaceae.
AUCAACAAACACAAAUCAUUGUCUGAAUUCAAAACACUUGGAAGCUUUUAAGGUUUGGUUUCACAUCUAAAAAAGUCAAAACACUUUUUAGUCAAACUCUGGAGAAUAAACUAUUUCCCUCUUUAAUGGAAGUCUCUGCUUCCUCAUUCCCAUACCUACAAGACGACGAGUGUUCCCAUCUCCUUGGUCUAUUUCAGGACAUGGACUCUGCUCCUUCUGGUUUCGAAUUCGAAGGUUUUGGUAACGACACUAACACUAAGAAACGCUCCAGAAAGGAAGAAGAAGAUGUGAAUGGUAGUAAUAAGGCUGCGUCUGGAGAUAUACUCGCGACACUUUUGGUAUUGGACGAGGAAGCUAAACAGCAACAAGAGCAUCAUCAGUGGGGCUUUGAAUCUAACCGAGAGGAGUCUCUUCUAGAAGCUAAUCACAAGGAGAGAGCGAGGACAAUGGAUAGUUACUACUACAACCAGUUGCAACAAGAAACCGAUGUUUCUCGUCCUAAACGACAACGUACAGCCGAUAUUGCUAGCGGUUCCGGGUCUGUACCGAAUCACAGGAGGUUAUGGGUGAAGGAGCGGACGACGGACUGGUGGGACAGAGUAAGCCGGCCGGACUUCCCGGAGGAAGAGUUCCGGCGAGAGUUUCGGAUGAGCAGACCGACGUUCGAUCUGAUAUGCGAGGAGCUUGACGCGACGGUGACGAAGAAGAACACGAUGCUCCGCGACGCGAUCCCGGCUCCGAAACGCGUCGCCGUCUGCGUCUGGCGUCUAGCCACGGGAGCUCCGCUACGCCACGUGUCCGAGCGUUUCGGGCUGGGGAUCUCCACGUGUCACAAACUAGUCAUCGAGGUCUGCCGCGCGAUCCACGAUGUGAUGAUGCCGAGGUAUCUCUACUGGCCUUCGGAUUCUGAGAUCCGAUGGACGAAAGAGAGGUUCGAGUCGGCGCACAAGAUCCCAAACGUCGUCGGAUCGAUAUACACCACGCACGUGCCGAUCAUCGCCCCGAAAGUCCACGUGGCGGCGUAUCUCAACAAGAGGCACACGGAGAGGAGCCAGAAGACGACGUACUCGAUCACGGUCCAGGGGGUGGUCAACGCCGAGGGGAACUUCACCGACGUCUGCAUAGGGAACCCGGGAUCGCUCUCCGACGAUCGGAUCCUGGAUAAAUCGUCGCUCUCGCAGCAGCGGGCGGCGCGUGGGAUGCUACGCGACGGGUGGAUCGUCGGGAACGGCGGGUUCCCGCUGACGGACUGGCUUCUGGUGCCGUACGCGAGAAGCAACCUGACGUGGACGCAGCACGGGUUCAACGAGAGCGUGGGAGGGAUCCAGAGGGUGGCGAAGGAGGCGUUCGAGAGGUUGAAGGGGAGGUGGGCUUGUCUGCAGAAGAUGACGGAGGUUAAGCUGCUGGAUCUUCCGUACGUGCUCGGUGCUUGCUGCGUGUUGCAUAACGUUUGUGAGAUGAGGAAGGAGGAGAUGGCGCCGGAGCUGAGGUUCGAGGUGUUUGAUGAUGUGACGGUGCCGGAGAAUAAUAUAAGAUCUGCGGCUGCGUCUAGCGCGAGGGACCAGAUCUCUCACAAUCUCUUGCAUCGUGGCCUCGCCGGGACAGGGACUCUGUAACUAAAUGUUGGACUCUCUGUUUUGUCUUGGAACUGAUUUUAUUUUUUUUUGCAAAAUUCUUUUUCCAGAUUGGAUACAAAAACAAUAGUUGAUUUGAGUGUAGUCAUUGGCUUAUAUAAUAGUAGCAAUGUGUAAUCUUUAGUUCUGUAUUGUUCUCUAUACAAAUUGAAUUCGAAACCUUCAAAAGCA